Camellia sinensis is the source of this 1319-nucleotide messenger RNA. RefSeq names its product bacterial hemolysin-like protein. Gene Ontology annotation, biological process: methylation. Gene Ontology annotation, molecular function: RNA binding; methyltransferase activity. NCBI's taxonomy places the organism in Eukaryota, Viridiplantae, Streptophyta, Magnoliopsida, Ericales, Theaceae. The record is from RefSeq and is a predicted model, not a curated record.
UUUUGUUAACGCAGUUGUGCUUAAAGCAGAGCACAGCAGAGGGUGUGACGGAAAGGAAGAAAUAAUCGAGGGGGAGGCACAAAAAGAAAAGAAAAUGGCACUAAAGCUUUUGAAGUUUCCCAUAUCACGCUGUUGUAGUAGAAGCACUACUUCUUCUACUUGUAUUAGUUCAACUAGUUGUGGUACUACCUUCUUUUUCUUCUCCAAAUCUUCCACCAACACCCCACUGCUAUCUGUGAGAUGGCACAAGGCCCACAUGCAUUUUCCCAUUAGAAGCUUUGUCACUGCUAAUAAAUCAGGAAAGGUACAACUGAAGAAGAAGAAAAAGCGACUAGAUGAGAUAUGUCUCGAAAGGUUUCAGCAAUACAGCCGAACCUUCAUACAAUCAUGGAUCCUGCAAGGCAAAGUGUUUGUGGAUGGAAAACUGGUGAACAAAGCUGGGACCCCUGUCUCUGAUGAAGCUGUAGUGGAGAUCUUGGCUGAAGUUCCAAAAUAUGUAUGUAGAGCAGGAUAUAAGUUAGAGGCUGCGAUCGAACAACUAAGUGUGGAUGUGACUGGAAAAGUAGCUCUAGAUUCGGGAUUGUCCACUGGAGGGUUUACUGACUGCUUACUUCAAUACGGUGCUUCAUUUGUUUAUGGAGUUGAUGUUGGAUAUGGACAGGUUGCAGACAAAAUUCGUCGUGAUGAACGCGUGAGUGUUGUAGAACGGACAAAUUUGAGAUAUCUUCCUGGACUUCCACAGAAAGUUGACUUGGUGACAUUGGACCUUUCAUUCAUUUCUAUACUUUUGGUCAUGCCUGCUGUGGUCAAUGUAAUGAAGGAAGAAGCUACAUUGGUUACUCUGGUUAAACCCCAAUUUGAGGCUCGCAGAUCUCAAGUGGGAAAAGGUGGAAUCGUAAGAGAUCCCUUAGUCCAUCAAGAGGUUCGUGAGAAGAUCAUAAAUGGUGUGGAAAAUUAUGGGUUCAGCUGCAACGGGUGGAUUGAGUCCCCCUUGAAGGGUGCUGAGGGAAAUAUCGAAUUUCUGGUUUGUUUUGCCCGAACAGCUGACAAAAUUGUAAACCAACAAGUCCCACAGGAAAGCAGAUAAACAUUGAGUAAAUUCCAGAACCAGAAUGUUAUCGGGCAAGAAUGCAGAAAAUCAUUUGCAAAAAACUUGCAUUUUCUUACAAAAAGAGCGUGGUUAUGUGUUAUGUAUUUUAUUUUUUUUUUAAAUAUGCUUUCUGGCAAGAGGUUGUAAAGGAAAUGGCUUCUUGUGAAUUCUUCAAAGUUCAAAUGUAGUUACUUCUUGAUGAUUAUGAAAUAACUUAUCGAGUUUUCAA